Molecule: messenger RNA, 2672 nt
Organism: Dendronephthya gigantea
Lineage: Eukaryota; Metazoa; Cnidaria; Anthozoa; Malacalcyonacea; Nephtheidae
Product: LMBR1 domain-containing protein 2-like
Exons: 14
Coding region: 163-2256 (697 amino acids)
Cellular component (GO): membrane
Source: RefSeq, a predicted model, not a curated record
UUGCAAUUUUUGUCUUUUUUGAUCUUUUAUUAACAUAAUUUUAUUCUCUUAUUUAAUACCGUUUUUCCGCUUUGUUCCCGGCUAAAAUUCCUCAAAACAAUGUCCUAUUGAGCUGUAUGGAAUUCAUAUCAUUUCGUAAGUUUCUGUUGUGAUACACAGGAGAUGAGUGUGGCUCCUUUUACAGUAGAAGUUAUUUUAGUUUGCCUUGUUACGUUGUAUGUGUUACAUCAGUAUGGAAAUUUAAGAAAACAACAUUAUAUUGUUACCGGAGCUGUCUUUACAUCAUGGUUCUUCUCAUUUUUGAUAAUCUUUGUUUUGCCACUAGAUGUAUCAUCGGCAUUCUACCGUCAAUGUCUAAAAGAUCAUAGUUCACCAUCGAUUAACAUUCAUCCCUCUACACCAAAGAAUGACUCAAAUACAACUAAAUUACCCACUCAUGGAGAAGUGAACACAUCCUAUUAUAUGCCAUGUCAAAAACCAUGGAGUUUCAUGCCAGAAGAUGUCCUUCCUAAUCUUUGGCUUGUGGUUUAUUGGUCAUCACAAAUAUUAUCAUGGAUUGUCUUGCCAAUAAUGCAAUCAUAUUCCUAUGCUGGAGAUUUUACAGUAAAAGGCAAGAUUAAAACUGCCUUGUUUGAAAAUGCCCUUUGGUAUGGUAGCUACCUUAUCAUCUUUGUUGGUUUAUUACUCUAUGUCAUCUUCCAUCCAGACCUUCAUUUGAAUGGUACACAACUCAAACUCAUUGGUAUAACAGCUUCUAAUACCUGGGGCCUGCUGCUGUUGGUGUUUCUCAUGGGGUAUGGUCUAGUUGAGGUACCAAGAACUGUAUGGCAUUCUUCAAAUCUGGAAUACCUACUUGCACAUGUCUAUUUCAAUGUCUCCAAGAUGAGCACCGAGAAGGAAGAAGCAGAGGAGAAAUUAAACGAAGUUUUAACUGAUGUUCGAAAGGCCUGUGAGUCGAUUAGAUAUAAUCAUCGCUUUAGAAAACAUCUCGAGGUUAUUAUGAGCAAGUGUCCAGAAAGAGAUCAAGAAUCGUUUAACAGAGGAACAGAUGACUUCGUGGACUAUCAAGAUGGGAGAGGUGGUGACAGAAUACGAGAAAUAUACGAGGAAAAAGAUCUUGUGAAACUACACAGACAGGUGAUUGCUCAGACUCAAAUAACAAGGAAAGCAAGAUGUCAAUGGAACCGUGUUAUUGAAAAAGCGUUUUAUUUGGAAGAUUUGGAAAAGAAUACUAGAAAUCGAGAAAGAGUUUACAAGUCUGCAUUAGAUCGACAUGAUAUUUUGAUCCGUUUACCACCUUCUUUUGAAUGGUAUUGGAAAGUUUGGCUAAAACCUUGGUGUCUGCGUAUUUUUGCUGUCAUAUUGGCCAUCUUGAGCGUGGCAUUGAUUUGGUCAGAAGUCACUUUCUUUAUUGUGGAGCCGAGAUUAUCGCUAUUUGCUAUUUUCAUAUAUGAAGCUCAAAAAGGAUACUUUUAUUUCUAUGUUGAGUUGGUGUCCUGGGUAACCAUUACGUACAUGUGUGUCUGUGCUUACUAUACCGUGUUCAGAAUUCGCAUCUUCAAUUAUUACUAUUUUGCUCCACAUCAUCAAACUGAUCCAAACAGCUUGCUAUUCAGUGGACUGAUACUAAGUCGACUGACCUACGCUUUAUGUCUGAAUUUUCUGAGUGUGAUCCAUCUUGACAGUCAUAUUGCCGGGAAACUCAAGCUGGAAGACACUGCUUUUACUUCGAUAAUGGGUCAUAUGGAUGUUCUCGAAUUCAUAGCGAAUGGUUUUAAUAUCUAUUAUCCAAUGAGUAUUCUCCUAGUUUGUCUAGCGACAUAUUUCAGUUUGGGUUCACGUUGUAUGAACUGCUUAGGAUUUCAAGCUUUUAUCGUCGAAGAUGACGUGUCGGUUGAUUACGUCACAGAAGGAAAAGAUUUAGUUAGAAGGGAGAAACGUGAAAGAGAUAUUUCAAUCAACCCUGGCGAUACCAGACAACGUUGGACAAGUCGUGGACAAGAAUUGAAAGAUAAAUUGAAUAAAAACAGAGGAGAGAGUUCUCAAGAUAUUAGCGUUGAUCCAACACCUAUAGUUGCCGGUUCGUCCACGAGAUUGGUUGGUGAGAGAAAUAUUGCUCGAUAUUUGAAACCUUCCAGACACGAUGAUGAUCGCAUUGAAUUAUUAUCUGAUGUUGAUGAGCAAUAUUCAACGUCACGAUAUUCACCAGCCAGAUCUGAUCGUUCUGUUCCAAAGAAUGUCUUUGAUGAUAUUUAAUCAUUUUUUUAUAAAUUAUUUAAGCAUAAUUAAUAGAAUAAUUAUUUCUAUGAAUUGUACACCACCCAUUGCAUGCUAAGGAGGCAUUUCAUUCCUUGCUAUACUUAAGGCAUUUCUACCUUGAAAAGUAGAAAGCCAAAUUGACAAUUAUGAAUAGCUUGAGCUAUUCUAAAUAUUGCCAUAAAUAUUUUAGAAUUAUAUCAAUAUGACAUGGGAAAUGUUAGCCUGUCCUCUUUUAAGAUAAUUUGGCUAUACACAAGACAGUUGAUUAUAAGGACUAUUUCUCAUGAUACAAUUAUAGUUGUAUGGGAUAAAAGAUUGUCAUUCUGGCGAUAGAAAAAAGAAUGUGUCGAGUAAAAAAGGUUUUUAUUGAGAAAGGUCACAUUGAGAAUCAUUGAUAUCCAUAUUAACUAUUA